Molecule: messenger RNA, 3367 nt
Organism: Mytilus trossulus (common blue mussel)
Lineage: Eukaryota; Metazoa; Mollusca; Bivalvia; Mytilida; Mytilidae
Product: sex peptide receptor-like
Exons: 2
Coding region: 1305-2513 (402 amino acids)
Biological process (GO): G protein-coupled receptor signaling pathway
Cellular component (GO): membrane
Molecular function (GO): G protein-coupled peptide receptor activity
Source: RefSeq, a predicted model, not a curated record
GGCUCCCCGCAACCUUGAUAACAUCUCAUAACAAACUGGUUAUAAUGACUCCUUGAUCUAUGGAAUUGUGUAACACUAUGAUAGUAUCAGAGCACAUAAAACUCCAUUAAAUGGUCUUUCUACUUCAUUUAAUGUCUUAGAAUGUAAUAUAUAUGAUGGAUUUUUUUGCAACUGCUUUGUAAAGUCAAUUGGUUCUGUCAAUUGCAUAUAAAAUAGCGAAUUGAUGUUUAGUUAACUUGAGAAAAGCUAACAACAGCGAGUCUGCGGUUAGUGAAUUGAAGGAAAUUUGAGCUAUAUUCGACAAAUUGUCAUUUAGGAGAACAUCACAAGAAAGUUACAGCAUUAGAAUUAACGAACCAGAGCUGCAGUUGCGUGAUGCCUACUUUUUCAUGAUUUACGGAAGAUUGGGCACUAUUUUAUUGGUUAAUAUCAAACAAUUACCGGAAGGAGUAACUAGAACAAUAUCCUUGUAAGAAUUUUAUGCAUCUUUUAAGGUAUUUUAAACAGCAGACAAGCUGUUUAAUAGUCAGUCAUGAUUAUAUGUUAGUCAUGUUCUAUUCUGCUAAUUAAACGUUAACUGCUCUACAAAUUAACGAUCUUGUUUUGUUACAGUCUUACUAUUUAUGAUAUGAAAUCUGAAAAGGAACACAUUUUCAUUUAAUGAAUGGAUAACUAAUGGAGAUAAUUUGGUUAUUUUCUGUGAAGGUCAGUCCAUGCACCUAAAUAUUAGUAUCUAAGGAUUAUCAAAUAUGAAUAAUAUUAACCAGAGACGGAGCCAGCAACCUCAAUAAAUCCACACAUCAAACGAAUAAAAAAUUAACAUUUGAUUUAUAUUUUCCGUUUGUUCGAAACAUUAACUUAUUCUUAUAUUGUAUCAUUUGAUUCGUUAAUUUAUGUUUUAGAUGUAUGGCACGUGCUGUGGAUGUAAUGACUAUGUAUCUCUUUAUCUUUAGUAUCUACCAAUAAAUAUCUAAGGUUGCUCCAGGGGAACAUUUGAUUCCUACGGAGAAAACAGAUACCAGUGAUCGCGUGUCGAGUGUUGAUAAAACCACUUAGAUUUACAAUUGCAGAUUUCUGUUCGUUUAUAUCGUAGGCUGCUAAAAUAACAAACGUGGAUGAAUUUGUUGAAAUAUUCAAUUUACUGAUUUUUCUCACUGACAGGUCAGUUAAAUGCUUUCUAAUGUAGUGUUAUUUAUCUGUAGACAUUAACAGGUUGUGCAUACAGAGAACCAUUUCUUAACUUGGUGUUAUAUAUAAAAAAAAACGUUUGCGUCAAGUUUUUAACAAAAGGCAACAAAAUCAGAAUGGAAUUUAACAAUACAGCGGAAAAUAUACACUGUUCUAAUUGCAGUUUGGAUAAUGAAAGGUUUAUGUUCCAAAUUUCCGACUUUCCGAAAGACCUAGCUUUCCCAAUCUACGGAGUUCUCACUCCAAUUGUCACCAUUCUAACACUUGUAACUAACAUCCUUGUAGUUUGUGUGUUUAUGAAACGUCGGAUGCGAUCAGUUACAACAGUGUUUUUGGUUGGACUAGCAGUGUCAGAUACCCUUGGAGCAUUUCUAUGGAGUUGCGUCCAUUUAUUUUUUUAUGGAAUAAGACAAAAACCGUAUACGGAGCCGAUAUCAUACCCGCUCUGUGUGUUUCAUGAUUAUGGAUUGUAUAUUGCAGUGAUUCUUCAUACCAUUUCAGUGUGGUUGACAAUGACUUUAGGAAUUCAGCGUUGUAUUAUAGUUGUAUUUCCGUUCAAAGGACCAAGAAUUUGGACCAUGAAAAACUCCGUGAUCAUGACGACAAUGUCAUACCUCAUCGCUAUUGUUUUCUUUAUAUUCUUAUUUUUCAUGAAAGAUUACUCAGUGAAAGAAAUGGCUGAUGGUUCUCAAAUUUGCAUGGAAAGCUAUGCCGACUGGUUUAAUCAGAACAUUUCUACAUAUAUGAGUAUUUAUCACGUGCUAAGAAGUGUUGCAGUCCAGUUGCUUCCAUGCUUGUCUAUGAUGGUAAGCACCGCUGUUUUGGCUCAUAAACUCAGGAACGAGAAAAUUUUCCAAAGGGGAAUGUCGAAAAAAAUAGGAGUUGGACAAAAAAAGGAUUACCAGCACCGACACCGUACAACUUUAAUGGUUGUCAUCAUAAUGAUUAUAUUUCUCAUUGUUGAAGUUCCGAAUGGAAUAGUAUUUGCAAUAAAAAUAUAUGACCCUGACAAUACAAUAAUGCCAACAAGUAUUGACUAUCCAUUUGCAAUUCUUCAUAAUUUUAUAUUGUUGCUUAGCUAUCACUGUAACUUUUGGAUAUACGUUGGACUUAGUGCUCGAUUUAGAAGGACCUUGAAAGAUAUGCUUCUUGGUUCGAGAGUAAAACGAACAUUUGAGCGAGUGAUGUCCAUGUCGCGGACUGAUUCCUUUUCACACCAAGGAUAUCCUCUAUCAACCAUGAAAAACAGGCAUAUAAAUGGGAACGGGUCAACUGUAGUCAAAUAUACAACUGUUUGUUCCGAGGGCUACAAUCAAACGCACUAAACACUGACACAUUCUGCAGUAUCUUGUUUAAAACAAAUUAUCAAGCCACAAUAUAAUCGUUCUAAUGAUAUCUGGAUAGGAAGGAAGUGUGCAUGAAAGUCUUCGUGUGGUGGCAUGCAGUCAUGACUUUUGUUUGUUUCUUUCUUUGAUAACCUUAAAGCUUACUGCGGAUAUUUUAUGUCAUAAAUUUCUGAACAAAUAAAUCAAUGGUAAGUCUGUUUAUGCAAUUUCUAUUCCCCGUAGAUUAACUUUCGCGUUUGAUAAAUAAACAAGAUGAAAAAUCUCCCCUUAAAUACAAACUAAAAGCAAGAUAAAGCGUGAAGGGUUUUGGCAGUGAUUUUUUUUGGAGGGAAAUCAAAAGUUUCAUUAUUUAUCAGAGAACCGAUCAAACUUUUAAGUAAUCAAUAAUUGUCAAUCUUAUCGAACAAUAUUUAUCUUCUCUAUACAUAUAACAUGCAAUGAAAAUAAUCACUACAUGAGUUUUACUCCUGUAAAAACUAAAACACAAACAUAUAAUCGAGCCCACCUACUUAUACACUCUGCUAAUAAAAACGAGAAUUUUCCGCCAUACAAUUUUUGUUAGUUAACCCGCUUUCUGCGUAACGAUCUGACAUUAAUUGGAAAAAUUAAAUUACUAAAAGAAUCUUUUACUGUAUAGACAGAUUCAGAAUGUUGCAUUAAUUUGUGCCAAUAAAUUUCUUUUGAAUAAAAAUAUCUUACAUUUAGAAUUGAUUUCAUUUUAAACUAGUUGCAAUAUUCUAGGGGAAAGUGGAAGAAAAAAAAAAUUCAAAGUUACUUUUCAAUAAGUAAAUUUCCAAACCAAACGUUGAUUAUUAGGAUUUGAUAAAGAUCAA